AUGGUGAAUACGACGCGAGCGGGUGAGAUGCCCUGUCCGGAUCCCUCGGCGCAUGGCCACAGUCACAAGCUGUCCGAGCAGGCAUCGACGGCGGCACUGUAUGCCACCGAUCCGGCGAGGCACACAAACCCGAGGGAGGGUGUUCUGGGUCAGGACGGCAAGCUUUCGUCGAAGAGUGCGGCAGCAUCACUAAAGUAUGCGCGGGCACAAGACCUUCCCAGCUUCCCAUCUCGUGGCCUGGAAGCCAACUCGGCAGGAAAGGCUGCGUUAUUGGCCAAGGACUACAAGAUGGAUGAGCUGUGGCAGCCCGAGCUGAGCUCAGCAGGUUCACGUGCCGCGCUGCUGGCCCACAAUAAGGGUGCAGAUUUGAACCUGUGGCAGCCGACGGCCAGCAGCGACGGCAACAGCGCUGCCGUUCUAGCCAUGCGCAAGAAAGGCUUGAGUCCGGAGCUGGAUCGUGGAUACACCGUCGACGGCAAGAAGGGUGCGCUCAUGGCUGCGAGCCUCUCCGUCCACCGCAAUACCGAGCAGAAGCCGGCCGUGGAGAUGAAGAACAGCUACCCCGAUGCCAACAACGCCAGCUUCAAUGCUCUGAAUGCGGCGACGAGGAGCCACGGCACCGGGACACUCAAGGACAGAGCUGCGCCCGAUGGGUGGAACAGCGAUGCUAUGCAGGCGGCUCGGGUCAAGAACUUGGGUGCGAACAUGGACCCUGCCAUGUUCACCGAGCGUCCACCAGUCGAGAUCGAGCAGGAGGAGCUCCGACACAAAAACGCCCUCCAAGCCAGCGCCGUCAGCAUGGCCAAACAGAUGUAUGAGCUCCAGAACCGGACGGCACUUCGAGCAGAUCUCACAGGCGCGGACUCGGCAAGUGAAGCGGCUGCAGCACGCCAACCGGCAAGUUCGCAGAAGGAUGUCAAGCAGGAGGCGUUGCGCUACAUCAAUCUACAAGAUGCAGCGCACAAGCUUGCACAGGAACGGCUGGCCAAGGUAGACAAGAACUUCGAGGAAGCUAAGUACCGCGAGUACUAUGGCUACCCAGAUGAGAAGCAGCAGACCAGCCCGAAGAAACUCGCCGGAAACCGACUAUCGAUGCGUAGCCGUGGUCGUAGACGCGCAGGUAGCGAUGCCGACCUGGAUGAUUCGGACGACGAGGAGCAGGCACGCAAGAUCAGGAGUCAGAUGACCCAACUCAAUACUGGCCUGAGCGGCGUGGACGACAAGAAGCGCAACGAGGACCGUGCGAGACUGAUGGCUGCCGCAGAGAAGAAUGUUCACGGUCGCAUGCACGAUAUGGAUGAGAAAGUCUUCGCAGACACUGGCAAGGUCCCACCAGCCAUGAUGGAGGAAUGGGAGACCAAGGCACGAAAGCGAGCACAGGAAAAUCGCGAAAUGCAAGCGCAGCACCCUGGUAAGACCCACAUUGGCGGUGGUAAGUUCAUCGACCAGAGUGAGAUCGAAGCCAUUGCUGCUGCUCGUCUGAAGCCUACGCUUGAUGAGAUCACUGCUACGGCAGAGAAGAAGCGCGCCCGUGAUAAGGAGAUGCAGGAGAUGAAAGAGGAGCACGAAGCGAGUAAGAGAGAGGAGAAGCAGAAGCAGCGCGAGGAGAAAGACGAAAAGACAAGGUUGAAGAACGAGGAGAAGGCUGUCAAGCAGCAGGAGAAGGAUAGGAUCAAGAGGAUCGAGGCCGAGGAGAAGGCACGCAAGGCGGGAGAGCAGCGCAAGAGCCGGGAGAUUCGGCGUGAGCCCGGUGAGGUCGCCGCGGGAAGUGUUGUGGGCACUGAGGGCGAGGAAGACACGGUGGAGACGUCGAGACAGGAGAAGAGGCAGAGCACUCUUGGUAGACUCACGAGCAAGCUGAAGCGGAACAAGAACAAGGAUGAAGGUCCGAUGGAUGAGGAGAAGGUUAUUGAGCCUAAGCAUGAGACUGCGACUACCACUGCUGCAGUUGCUGGUACUGCUGGUCUAGCUGCAGGAGGAGUCGUGGUGGCUGGCGAGGGCAAUGCUGCGCACCCUGAUGCAGCUGAGCAGUACAACGACCCAAAUGUGGCCGCCGGGAACGAGUCGCGAGAUGAUGCUGUACCAACUAUCGUGGAGCCUCCGACACUCGUAGCACCCGUCGCCGAGCGCCGCGCACCUCCACCAACCAUGUUGCAGCACAUGGGCAGCUACAACGAGCCUUUGUCGACAGCUCCUUCCGGCGACCAUGCUGACCUCGAGCGCCAUAUUUCGCAUAUAGUCGACAGCGAUCCCGAAUCUGGUCUCGACGACGAUGAUGACGAUGACGAUGAACCACAAGAUGAGCUCGACGUCAUCUCGAAGCACAUGGACAGAUUGGGCUCCGCUGGAUUGGCUAAGAACCAUAAUGAGCUUGCCGAGAAGGGCAAGCAGAAGGUUGCUUUGGACUCUGAGGCAUUGGCUGCCGGUGCUGGUGCAGCUGCGCUCACUGGCGUAGCUAUGCGAGACCAUGAGGCCGAGAAGACACCUGCGGGCACGAUUGACCAGUCCCAGCCUGUGACGCAGACUACUGGCUCGGUCCCGGCUAGCCAGGGUGAGCAUCCUUUCGUUGCAGCUGGACCUCACACAACUCUUAUGGGUAACGUUCUUGACCCGAAUAUCAGCUCUCCAGCAGAUACUGCUGCCGGAGAGACUACUCGCCUCGCUAGCACUGUUAUCGCCGAUCCUGCUUCGGAGACCAUCGGGCCACACGAAAGCAAUGUCGCCAACGUGGUCGACCGUCGUGUGCAGCCCGAGCCAUCGAAGCAAGUCAGCCGAAACCUCGGCGACGAGACAGGUCCUGCUCCCAACACAGCCGGCCCACACCAAAGCGACAUAGCCAACGUCGUCGACCCACGAGUCAAGCCCGGGCCAGAGCAGCUCAAAGCUCGCGAGAAGCAAGCCGAAGGCAAGUCCGCUGUGAGCAACGAGCCCACCCGAAAGGAGCAAAAAGGUGUCCUUGGCUUCUUCAGCAAGUUCAAGAAGGAUCGCAAGGAGCCGGGUCGUAUCUCGGGCAUGUCUGGCAGUGGAGCGGGUGCUCGUGAAGCCAAGCCGAGUAUCGAUACAGUCGGCUCUGGCUCUAGUAGCGGUGAGGUGCGUCCCACGAAGCCGGAGCUCGUGGAUGCUAUUCAGCGUUACAGCCAUGAGGAUCAAGGCCGCAAUGAGUUGGGCGCUAGCACGAGUGGGACACAACAUGCCGGACACGUAGGGACCGAUGGACCUAUCGGCGACACUUCAAAAGUCUCUGGCGUUGACGGCAAGGCUGGUGCGGUGGAGCCCGCGCUAGCUGAGCCGGUGAGCCCAGUCAGCGCCUCCUCCUUCCGACGCCACGACCACGAGUCCCGCGAUCUCGACGAUGUCUCCUCCUCUGGUCUAGAAGAAGAGGACCUCGACCGCGGACGUGGGGGUCGUGGUUCCAAGCCCAGCAGCGGUGGGGGUCUGCUAGGCAAGCUUGGGCUAGGCAAGAACAAGGACAAGGAGUCUACUGCGCCUAUUGCUGGUGCAUCUACCGCCGACACUGCCCGCAACAACAGUGCUGGGGAGACGGACGACAAUCAGUUCGAGGAGGCGAGGGAUCAUUUCGAUGAGACGCUUGCGCCGCCUCCGGCUUUUGGGGGGCAGAUGAAGAGUUCGAGCCCCGUGAGGAGUACGAGGUUUCAUGAGGAGGUAUGA
Molecule: messenger RNA, 3669 nt
Organism: Recurvomyces mirabilis
Lineage: Eukaryota; Fungi; Ascomycota; Dothideomycetes; Mycosphaerellales; Teratosphaeriaceae
Product: Eisosome assembly protein
Exons: 2
Coding region: 1-3669 (1222 amino acids)
Biological process (GO): eisosome assembly
Source: RefSeq, a predicted model, not a curated record